Messenger RNA from Chelmon rostratus (copperband butterflyfish), 3830 nucleotides. RefSeq names its product cyclin D1 (gene ccnd1). Gene Ontology annotation, cellular component: cyclin-dependent protein kinase holoenzyme complex; cytoplasm; nucleus. The record is from RefSeq and is a predicted model, not a curated record. NCBI's taxonomy places the organism in Eukaryota, Metazoa, Chordata, Actinopteri, Chaetodontiformes, Chaetodontidae. Gene Ontology annotation, molecular function: cyclin-dependent protein serine/threonine kinase regulator activity. The transcript has 5 exons. The coding region runs from base 172 to 1050 and encodes 292 amino acids. Gene Ontology annotation, biological process: mitotic cell cycle phase transition; regulation of cyclin-dependent protein serine/threonine kinase activity; positive regulation of G1/S transition of mitotic cell cycle.
AGGGGCAGGAACACGCAGCAGCAGCGGCGACCCAGCAAGAAGUGAUUUAAAAUUACCGGUCUGCAGCCUUUUUCAUGCUGUAGCCUGUUCCGUCCGUGAUAUAGGAACAUUUUAACAGGGUUAGAAUUAUAGGCUAUCGACGGUGAUAAUAAUAUUAUUACCACAAGUAUUAUGGACGACCAGCUGCUGUGCUGCGAGGUGGACUCCAUCAGGAGAGCCUACCAGGACGUCAACCUGCUCAACGACCGCGUUCUCUACACCAUGCUGAAGGCUGAGGAAAACUACUUACCGUCGCCAAACUACUUCAAGUGUGUCCAGAAAGAAAUUGUACCCAAAAUGAGGAAAAUAGUUGCCACCUGGAUGUUAGAGGUCUGCGAGGAACAGAAAUGUGAGGAGGAGGUUUUUCCACUGGCUAUGAACUAUUUGGACAGAUUUUUAUCAGUGGAGGCCACCAGGAAAACAAGACUACAGCUGCUGGGAGCAACAUGCAUGUUUCUAGCAUCUAAGAUGAAGGAGACUGUGCCCUUAACAGCAGAGAAACUCUGUAUCUACACGGACAACUCGGUCCAGCCCGGAGAGCUGCUGCAAAUGGAGCUGCUGGUUCUCAGCAAACUGAAGUGGGAUCUGGCUUCAGUCACGCCUCAUGACUUCAUUGAGCACUUCCUGUCCAAGCUGAAGAUUUACCCGUCCACAAAGCAGAUCCUCAGGAAACACGCCCAGACCUUUGUGGCACUCUGUGCUACAGAUGUCAACUUCAUUGCCAGUCCCCCAUCCAUGGUGGCAGCGGGCAGCGUGGUGGCAGCUGUUCAAGGUCUCUAUCUGAAGAGCCAAGAUGCUUCCUUGUCCUCCGAGAACCUCACCAACUUCCUGUCACAGGUCAUUCGUAGUGACCCGGACUGCUUGCGGGCAUGUCAGGAACAGAUAGAGUCUCUGCUCGAGUCCAGCCUGCGGCAGGCUCAGCAGCACAGCAGCGCAACAGAAACCAAACGAGUGGACGAGGAUGCGGACCUGUCCUGUACCCCAACAGAUGUAAGAGACAUCAACAUCUGAAAUGGCUGUCAGACCAUGACCUGAUGCUCAAGGAAAAGUUUUUGACAGGAGGUAGUGACAAGUGGGCUUGGUGCUAGCCCCCCCCUUCGUUCUGGUGGGCUGCUCUCAUGGACGACAUGUCACUCACAUGCCCACUGUCCUCUACAACUGCCAAGACGGGACCAAGUGCUCCCCGCCCACCCCCCAACAAACCCCAAGUCACAUUUCCUGCCAGUGUCACCUCGUAUCCUGGGAAAUGAAAUGAACACUACAGAAAUGUGCAAAAGUCAAAAGACACCGAAUAAUUUGCGUGGGCUGGAUUUGAAGUCACAAAGCAGACAUUUUAAUAUAUAUAUUUUCAUAUUCCCUCAAAUAUUAAACUAGGAAUCUUAAAAUUACUUCAGACUCAACUUGCCUACUAAACCAUCCCAAAGUGUAAUGUACAGUAGGUCCAUUGAAGUCUCCAGGUGUUCACCUGAAAAAUGACUUUUAGGAGAGAAGGCUUUUAUUUGUUUUAUUUCUCUUUAUCUAGAAUGUUUUAGACUUUCUGUCCAAGCUCCCAUGUUUGUCCUGUUGCAGUGGAGACAUUCAUAUAUCCCUGCUUGCUUAUGUUUAGUCACUUUAUUAUAAAUGAUUUUAGACUUCUUCAUCAGUUAGUCUUAUACCUCUUACAAGCUUUUUGUUUUUUAAACCAAGUGUAUUGUGAGACGCUCUGUUUAUUUGACCUGAGUGACUGUGGACUGCUGACGUUAAGGUUUGGACAAAUCUGUUUUUUGUUCAUUCCCAACAGUUGCUUUACUGGUUUCAGCUUGCUGUUGUUUGAUGAGAUCAAAUUGAUGCACAACCAAGUAGAGCAUACCACAGUCUGUUGUGUUUUCUUUCUCUGUGUAGUUGAACCUAAACCAUUCCAACCUUGUUUUCUGAAAAAAAAAGCACUUUUGGUCAGCGCUGCUGGUCGUCUAAAAAAAAAAAGAAAUCACAGUGAUGAAGUAUGUAAAACAACAUGAAAAUGGAAUGGGGAUUUGAGCAGGAGUGUUUUGGUGAUGGAGAGUCAGAGCAGCGCCUGCAAACAGUUACCCCUGGAUCUGCUUAAUGUGAUGGGACAAAAGAAUUGACUAGUAUGGCAGAAAUACUUUUUUCAAAACAAAAAUGAAUGCUGCUAGAGACUGUCAUGAGUCUCAUAGAGCCACUGGCUUGCUGUAACUGUUUUUUCAAUUCUCCAAUUUGAGUUUUAGCUACAAACAAACAUUUCAUACAGACCAAGCUGCUCUUACAGUUAAAGAAGUACCAUUGCUUUAAACCUCAGUGUGUAGAGCCAAAAGCUGAAGGUUCAGAGUAUUAUUUUUGUAGUUAAAAUAAUACUUCAUUUUUAUCUAGUAAUGUUUUAAGGAAAAUAUGACUCCACCUACUGAUGUUUAGCUGUCUUUAAAAGUGAAAUUCCAGUCUGCCUCUGAAUCACCAAGACAGUUGCUCCACCUCAGUUCAAAUACUGCUCAUGGAUUCUCUCUCUCUCUGUGUGUAUGCUUGUGUGUGUGUGUGUGUGUGUGUGUGUGUGUGUGUGUGUGUGUGUGUGUGAGUGAGUGGGGGGUUGGGGGGUGUCUAUUGACGUGAUUUUGCACAAAGCUAGAAAGACAUGGGCUGCGUUUCUUGGGGACUUGCCUGAAAAUGUGGAGAGCAAAGCUGGCAAGAGCACACAGGGGUGAAAAGGUGGCAAAAAGGGUGACGGCUCAACAGGGAGGUGUGUCUUAAUGUUGUAGGGUUCAAGUCAGGGUUCCUACACAGGACAGGAAAGAUGUCAUAACCAAGUCCAUAUAUACUUAAUAUAGGAUGAAGAUAGACAGAUUACUGCAAGCAGGAGCGCUCGCUUCGAAUCCACUUCUUGAGGAAAGUAUUGAAUUCUUUAAGUGUGAACUGUCUAGGAACCCUGUAAAUUAGGUUUCUGAUUGUACAGUAAGGAUAGAGAGUAGGAGAGAAACACUCCUUGUAUUCCGCUGCUAUAGAAAAUACAUCCCAGAUACAUGUUUGAAAAAAAAAAAGACAAAAAACAUGAUGGAUUAAAAACAAUGCUUUUGUCUUGUUUGCUGCUACAUUUUUGGUUGAUUUUGAAUUUUUUAUACAUAUAAAUGUCAAUAUACUGCCAUCCUAGGUUUGAAUUUUCUCAUAGAAAAUUGUUAUUGACAUCCUAAUUGUGGUUUUUUAUAGUAGAUUCUAUGUGACCAGUUUUUGUUAAUAAUUACAUAUGAUUUUCCAAACUAUUCCAAAAAACUAGGAAAAUUGAGACAAUGUACAGAAAUGCUUUGAUCCACAAUACCUCAUGUGACAGUAACGAUCUAUGUCUAAUUUUUAGUCUUUUUAUUUGUUUAGUUCUUAUUCUAUUCUACAUGUUGGUUCAGUGCCUACUAGCUCUGUUGAACCUGCUUGAGAUGAAGCAUCUAGGGUCAAAACCAGCAAGUCUAGGGCAUGCUUUGAUACUGGUGCCAUAACAGAAAAUGGGAUAUGUAUAACUCUGUUGAGUGUUAAACUGUCUCGGUGAAAGAGACUUUAGCCCCCUUUUGGCCCAUAGUGGCCCUCUUUCCUUUCCCGUUUUAUAUUUAUAAAAGAAAAAGCUUUUUGCUCCAAACUUUUCAAACUGUCAGUGAGUUGAUUUGAGUUUGUAAAUAGGUUCAGUGUUGUGCUCGGUAAGCCAUAGACUGUUUUGUUUUUACAAAUCAUUCCCACAGUUGUGUCUACUUCAUGCCAGUUGUCUGCAACUGGGACAAACAGUGUAUUCAUAAUUGUGUACACAAUAAAGACAUGAAUUU